CCAGGGAAGCUGGUGGCGUCCCGUCGGGGCCGAGAGCACUAGUGCUCGUCUGCUUACUUAAGAACUCACAGCUGGUUGCACCUGCCAAACAGUUACGGGGCGGGUGGGCGCGGAGAAUCGCCCCGUUGCCAGUCUGGUUGAUCAUUGGCCUGUCUGGCUUGAGAGGGAAAAGGAGGCGAGGUAGCGGGUGAAGCUGAGAAGCGAGUUGAGGAAACCGGGAAGGAGAGAAGGAAUGAGAAAAGGCAGGCAGUACACUUUCUGGCGCUCACAAUUUAGCUACCGUCAUGACCUCUAGGAAAUUCCUUGGGCGCAGGAGGAAAAAACCAGAAUUUCUCGCAAAGGAAAAAGUGAAAGGCUGGAAAUUCAUGUUUCAAACAAAACAAUUCUCCCAAUCUGGCCAUGUCUGCAUUCUUCAUUGUUUUUUGUUUUUUUAGAAAAACUCAACAGUCCAUUGUUACAGUUCAGAGAAUCACAAGAGAAGAGCUUGCAUUAAGAGGACCAUUUACUGAAAGUGACAGAACUUCAAAAUCUGAAGACAGCUUUAGAAGCAAAGACAAAAUAAUCCAGGAACUGCUCUUAGAGAUUGAACAACUAAAAACAAAAAAUCUUGAUUUGGAGAAGCAUGUUAGGAAAAUACUUAAUAGUAAAGAGAAAGUAACGACCCAAGUGGACAAUUUGACCAGUGAGAAUGAAUAUCUUUGUAAAGAACUUGCUCAUGUAGAUAAGAUAGCUGAACAACUGGAAAAAGAAAAAGAGUUUGUACUUGAUAGUGCUGGCCAGGAACUUUCAGAAGCCAAGUCUCAGAUUAAAUGCCAACAAAAUACUAUUAAAAAAUUGGAACAUACGGUCAGCAUUCUUAAAUCUGCAGCCUUGGAUGUUGAAAAGUCAGACGAAAAGCUCAACAAUUUUAUAAAAACAAUAGAAGAACAGAAAGAUUAUUAUAAAUCUGAAGCAGAAAAGUUGAAGAAGAUGUAUCGAAGUACAAGUCCUAAGCGCAGCCCAUCUUGUUCUAUUUCAAAGGUUUCCUCCCCAAUUCAGGGAAGUCACUGUGAUAAAGAAUAUCUGCAAAUUUUGAUAGAACGUGAUGAGUUUAAGACAAUGCUGGAAAAAUAUCAACGUCACAUAACAGAACUCCAGGGGACUAUCAAAGUUCUCAUGGCAGAAAGAGACAAAGCUGUUUGUCUUUAUGAUCAGGCACAGGAGGAAGUAAAUCAACAAAGAAAAGAACUUAUGAAAAUCCCCAAAGCUUCUACAACUGCAGUAACUGUUCAGGCUGUAUUGAGACGUGUGGAAACAGAAAGGGAUGCAGCCAUUUCUGAUUUUCGAAGGAUGGCCGCUGAACGUGAUAGCUUGAGAGAGAGGUUAAAGAUUGCACAAGACACUGCAUUGAAUGAAAAGGCUCACCUGGAACAGAGAAUUGAGGAGCUGGAAUUAAAUAUUCAAAGCCUUGACAAUGAACGAUUAGAACAAAUAUCGAAGAUAGCACUGUUGAAGGAUGCUAUUGAGUCUGUAGAAAGGGAAAUGAAAAUAUUGGCAAGAAGGGCAGCAGAUUCUGAAAGUGAACUUAAUAGACAGAAAGCAACUAAUGCUUCACUAAGCAUACUGAAUGAAAAGAUAGAACAUAACUUUACAGAAGCAGAACGACAACUUUCAAAGAAAAAACAUGAAUUACAACUUACUCAAGAAAAAAUUAUGUGUUUGGAUGAAAAAAUUGAACAACUUUCAAAAGAAAGCCUGGAGCAACAAGGACAUAUUUGUACUCUUAACGAUACAAUAACUGAGUUGGAGGCAGAAAAGGAUUCUUUACAAGAUCUUCUAGAAGAUAAAAGAGAAAAAAUUCUUACAUUUGAAGAAAGCUUGGCUAUUAAAGAGAAGACAAUUUCAGAUCUGAAAGGUAUUCUUUCUGACAUGGAACAUUCAUCAAAUUUUUUAUUGUUACAUAGGCAUUCUACUGAAGCAUUAUGCAAAUAUGAACAAGAUAUUGGCAGACUACACCAAAUGUUAGAUGAUGCUAAUAGUGAGCUUAAUCAGACUGGCAGAGAGAAAGAUAUAUUAACUAGGGAAAAUACAAAACUAAAGGAACAACUUUAUGCCUUUAAGCAGGAAAAUCAGCUUCUAUUUGAGAAACUCAGUAAAUAUCAGAAUGACUUUGAGGAUAUGAAGUUGAAAACUGAAGAUCUGCAAAGACUGAAGAACUUGCUGAACUCUAAAGAGAAAGAAAAUGAAGAUCUUAUGGAAAACCUCCACAUGGUCCGUGAACAGGCAGAUAGAUGGGAAUCAAAGUUGCAUCAAAUGGAAAAAGAUUAUAACUCCAUCCAGAUGGAACUUCUCAGUGUAGAAUCUGAGAACCAUAGACUGAAAGAGCAAACAGAAUCUCAUGAAAUAGCAAUUGGACAACAUUUAGCAUCUGAAAAAGCCUGUAAGUCACAGAUUUCUACUUUAGGUAAGUCUCUGGUGAAAAUGGAGGAGAAACUUGAAAAAGUCCACCUGGAAAAGGUUUCUAUACUCUCAGAUUUGACUUCUGCUCGGGAACUGUGCAUUAAACUGGACACUAGCAAUGAGUUAUUAAGCCGGCAACUAAAGAACACAACAAAGGAAGUAGAAAGACUUCAGAAUGAAUGGGAAUCAUCUCACUCAGAAAUAGAACUUCUGAGAAAGCAACUCAACAAUGAAAGAAUCUCAAUUAAAAACUUGGAAACUUUGUUAGCAUCCAAUCGAGAAAAAGAGUAUCAGUCUCAGAUGAUAAGUCAAGAGAAGGAUUCUGAAAUACAUCUUCUUAAAGAACAACUUACUCUGGCUGAAAACAAAAUGUUCCUAAGUUCACCCCCUCCUCGAGAAGCUAUUGCUAGACCUCACUGUUCAGGGAUUGGUGCUUUUUCAUUUCUGAUUUAGCAUCUUCAUAAAGCCAUUGGGGAAGGUCAGCAGUUUUGGAUGAGGUGUUAUCAGUAUGCUGAUUAUACCCAGUGUUUACAUAUCCCCUUUACGUCAUCUGAAAGAUGUGGUGGAGUUAUGUUCCAGUUCUGGAGGCUGUGGGUGCCUGGACAGGAUGCAACAGGCUACAAAACAACCCUAGCAAGAUUAAAUGGCUUUGGGAUUUGGGGUUUUUGAGCCUGUUGCUUGGUUAUAUUGUAUUGGAUUGUGGCUUUGUGAUUUUUUUCCUGGGUUUUAUAUAUUUUUGUAUAUGUUCUUAUUUUUAAUAAUGUGAGCUGCUCAGAGUCAGGCCUCCAAGAUGGGUGACCAUAUAAAUCCACUAAAUAAAUAAAUUAUGAUCUUUUGCUUUCCUGAUAUCAGUUUUAUUUUUCUGGGCUAUCACUCUGUAAUCUUCCUUUGUGAUCUGGUUCUGUUUUCAUUUCUUGCAUGUAUAUUUUUUAUUUCAGUACUUUGCUAAGCUUUUUUUAGUCACAUUGACUUUUUUUUCUUUCUUACCUUUUAUCUCCUUGAAACUGCUUCACUAUGUUCUUUUAACAUUGCCUUGUUUCUAAUUGUAUUUUUAAUAUAGUCUUCCUUAAGAAGUCUUGAGCUUCUUUUCCCAUUAGCUUUUUUCACCAUUGCAUGUAUUUAUCCUUGUACUGAGUAGGCUGAAAUAAAAGGAGCUAAAAUCAAUGUCAAAAAUGAGACCAAUGUGGAGGAAAGGAUGUUUGGCAAUAGGCUGUGUUCACCAUAUAAAUGGGUCGGAGUCCUGAGGAGACAGUAGUUGUAAAAAAGAAAAUAAGAUUUUAACAGUCUCUUUAUAUGUAACUGUAAAAAAAAUAAAAUAAACAUGCUGCUGUGGCAAAAAUACUGUAUUACUUUCUUCUGGUCUUUGUAUGUAACCAAUAAGACUAACACUAUACUAAUUAGAAGGAAACAAUUUAAAGAAUAAUUCUAAUGGAAAUUCCAUUGAAAGCUGGAACUUUGGUCUACAUUUGAAAUAGUCACUGACAGAAUUCCAUCCAGUCCAAUUCUCUCUGAACUCAAAUGUCUAAUCUUCUAUAUUUUGUUUUAAAUAUUUUUAUUGAAUCAGUUACUCUUUGACCUUUAUGUGCUGUCCUUACUUCAUCAUCUAGGCACUUACUGUCCAAAAUUAGGGGAAAAAAUGAUUUGUGUCCCUUUUAAAAAUAAAAAGUUAAAAAUAUUCCUCUGAGAUUUUUAAGAGACACUAGCUGCUGGACUUAGGAAAGUUAUGUGCAUUAAGUACUCUUACUUAAAUAUUUUUUUUGAAAAAAAAUUAGGGAACGUGCAGUCCAAGAACUUCGUCGGCAGAGUCGUACAGCUUCAUACCAUUUAACUUCUACAAUAAGAUCAAUAUCACCUGAACGUUCCCGGCACUGGUCUCCUGAGAGGUCUCUGGAUAGAUCUUUG
Molecule: messenger RNA, 4341 nt
Organism: Crotalus tigris (Tiger rattlesnake)
Lineage: Eukaryota; Metazoa; Chordata; Lepidosauria; Squamata; Viperidae
Gene: TSGA10
Product: testis specific 10
Exons: 19
Coding region: 400-2892 (830 amino acids)
Source: RefSeq, a predicted model, not a curated record